Molecule: messenger RNA, 2086 nt
Organism: Lutzomyia longipalpis
Lineage: Eukaryota; Metazoa; Arthropoda; Insecta; Diptera; Psychodidae
Gene: mre11
Product: double-strand break repair protein MRE11
Exons: 3
Coding region: 127-2010 (627 amino acids)
Biological process (GO): mitotic intra-S DNA damage checkpoint signaling; double-strand break repair via nonhomologous end joining; meiotic DNA double-strand break formation
Cellular component (GO): Mre11 complex; nucleus
Molecular function (GO): manganese ion binding; 3'-5'-DNA exonuclease activity; DNA endonuclease activity
Source: RefSeq, a predicted model, not a curated record
UAUGAUUUUAUUAAAAUUUGAGGUUAAGUUAACAUUUAGCGGCAUUGUGAAAUUUAGAUUUUCUGGAUUUUCCGUGUUUUUCUCAAAUUUUCUCAAGUGUUCAAAAGAUAUCAAGGAAUUUAAAGGAUGUCUAGCGCAAAUGGUGAUGAAAUAAAGGAUGAGGAUGUAAUAAAAAUCCUCGUUACAACAGACAAUCAUUUGGGUUACGCUGAAAAGGAUUCCAUCCGGGGAGAUGACAGCUUUAUUGCCUUCGAGGAGUGCCUGCAGAAAGCUCAUGAGCAUAAUGUGGACAUGAUCCUCCUAGGUGGGGAUCUCUUUCAUAUUGCCAAUCCAUCUCAGAAUUCUUUCAAUCGUUGCAUAAAAUUGCUGAGGAACUAUGUUCUCGGAGAUAGUCCCAUUGAAUUGGAGUUCCGGAGUGAUCAGACGGUUAAUUUUUGGGAUGCUCUCAAUCGUACUGUCAACUACGAGGAUCCCAAUAUGAAUAUCUCAAUCCCAGUAUUCUCCAUUCAUGGGAAUCACGAUGAUCCAAGUGGAUUUGGGCGCCUUAGCUGCAUCGAUAUCUUGGCCAGUACAGGAUUGCUCAAUUACUUUGGGAAAUGCCUCAAUCUUGAGAAAGUCGUUGUGACUCCACUCAUGAUUAUUAAGGGUGCAACGAAGCUUGCUCUCUCUGGCAUCAGUCAUAUCCACGAUUCGCGUUUUGUGCGUCUAAUGGAAAGCGGAAAUGUGAUUUUUGAGAAUGCCACCAAUGAAGCUGAGUGGUUUAACUUACUUGUGCUGCAUCAAAAUCGUGCUGAUAGAGGACGAAAGAAAUUCAUUCCCGAAGAGACUCUUCCCAAAUUCUUCGAUCUGAUCAUCUGGGGCCAUGAACAUGAUUGCCAAAUUGAACCAGAACUGAAUCAGAAGACAAAGUUUUUUGUCUCUCAGCCAGGAUCUACAGUUGCCACGUCCCUUAGCGAGGGCGAAUCAAUUCCCAAGCACUGUGGUAUCCUGAAGAUUCACCGCAAUCAAUUUGAUAUGACUGCCAUCCAGUUGCAGACGGUACGCCCCUUUGUCUUUGGGAAUUUGAACAUGGAAGAUCACGAAGAAGAGCUCAAUGAACCACGUACAAAGCUCGAGAAUCAGAUUCAUAAAUUGGUUACUCGGAGAAUUGAAGAGAUGAUUGUGAAAGCAAAGGAACAAAUUUCAGGACACCCAAAGCAGCCAACUUUGCCCCUUAUUCGUCUUCGGGUACAAUACAGCCAUGAUAGUUACUCCUUCACUCCCAAUGUCAUUCAUGUGCAGUUCUUCAAUAGAGUCGCCAAUCCAAAUGAUAUUGUAACGUUGCACAGGCAGGUCUCUAGGACAAAGCAAGAUAUAAAGAGGGAUGAGAAGGCGUUCUCUGAUGCUUUCGACCAAGAGCGUCAGAAUGAAGAUUUUCAAGUGGAGGACGUUGUCAAUCGCUACUUCACCGCCGUUGAUGGUGCCAGGAAGUUGGAUGUAUUGUCCACAAAGUGCCUCGGGGAAGUGUGUCGUAACAUACUGCGUGAAGAUGAUGAUGCUGCAGAGAAGAUGAUAACUUACAGCGUUGAACUUUCAUUGAAUCACCUCAAAGAGAAGAUACCCGAGAAAGAGGCCAUUGAUGAUGAGCUGGCUGAAUUUACGAAUAAGAUUGAUGAAAACUUCAACAAAGCUCUCCAAAUGCUGGAGAAGAGUGGUUCAGUGAAGACUGUUUCUGCUGCUCGAGAUGCCUUCAGUUCAAUUGCAUCAGAUGAUGAGCUAGGCAGCAAUGAUGUUGCUCCAACAACAUCUUCUGGAUCCAGAGGUGCAAGCACCAGGGGACAAACUGCAACAACUCGUGGCCGUGGUAGAGCUCCCAGGAGGGGUCGUGGUGCAGCUAAAGCUUUGGAAAUAACUACCUCGAAGAAACAACCAUCAAUUCAGGAAUCUCUCUCUCAAUCCCAAAGCACUUCACGUCAGACCAGAUCAACAAGGAGCAACCGCAAAGUUGUUUAUGAUUCUGACUCAGAGUGAUUAAGUUUUUAGAUGAUUUAUAUUACUUUAUAUUAUUACUUUUAUUGUAAAAUCAAUUAAACUUACAUUCCGGUAA